GGCGCGGGGGGGCGGCGUGGAUUUCGGCUUCGGGGCUUUCUGCUGCCUCCAGCCCGGUUUGCAUGUGCGGGGCCGCGGCGAGGAGCCUCCGCCCCCCACCCGGUUGUGUUUCGGCGCCUUCCUCUGUUCGGCGGCGGUGGCGGCGGCAGCAUGGCGAGCCCUCCGGACACCGACAGUUUCUCGGACGUGCGCAAGGUGGGCUACCUGCGCAAACCCAAGAGCAUGCACAAGCGCUUCUUCGUACUGCGGGCAGCCAGCGAGGCGGGGGGCCCGGCGCGUCUUGAGUACUACGAGAACGAAAAGAAGUGGCGGCACAAGUCGAGCGCCCCCAAACGCUCGAUCCCCCUGGAGAGCUGCUUCAAUAUCAACAAGCGGGCGGACUCCAAGAACAAGCACCUGGUGGCCCUCUAUACCCGGGACGAGCAUUUUGCCAUCGCGGCUGACAGCGAGGCCGAGCAGGACAGCUGGUACCAGGCCCUCCUGCAGCUGCACAACCGUGCCAAGGGGCACCACGACGGGGCCGCGGCCCCCGGGGCGGGCGGCUGCGGGGGCAGCUGCAGCGGCAGCUCAGGCCUUGGCGAGGCUGGGGAGGACUUGAGCUACGGGGACGUGCCCCCAGGACCUGCGUUCAAGGAGGUCUGGCAGGUGAUCCUGAAACCCAAGGGCCUGGGGCAGACAAAGAAUCUGAUUGGCAUCUACCGCCUCUGCCUGACCAGCAAGACCAUCAGCUUCGUGAAGUUGAAUUCGGAGGCGGCGGCCGUGGUGCUGCAGUUGAUGAACAUCCGACGCUGCGGCCACUCGGAGAACUUCUUCUUCAUCGAGGUGGGCCGCUCGGCUGUGACGGGGCCCGGGGAGUUCUGGAUGCAGGUGGAUGACUCGGUGGUGGCCCAGAACAUGCAUGAGACCAUCCUAGAGGCCAUGCGGGCCAUGAGCGACGAGUUCCGCCCUCGCAGCAAGAGCCAGUCCUCCUCCAACUGCUCCAACCCCAUCAGCGUCCCCCUGCGCAGGCACCACCUCAACAACCCCCCUCCCAGCCAGGUGGGGCUGACCCGCCGCUCGCGCACCGAGAGCAUCACCGCCACCUCCCCUGCCAGCAUGGUGGGCGGGAAGCCGGGCUCCUUCCGCGUGCGCGCCUCCAGCGAUGGCGAAGGCACCAUGUCCCGCCCGGCCUCGGUGGACGGCAGCCCGGUGAGCCCAAGCACCAACAGGACCCAUGCCCACCGGCAUCGGGGCAGCUCCCGGCUGCACCCGCCGCUCAACCACAGUCGCUCCAUCCCCAUGCCUUCUUCUCGCUGCUCGCCUUCGGCCACCAGCCCGGUCAGUCUCUCGUCCAGCAGCACCAGUGGCCACGGCUCCACCUCCGACUGUCUCUUCCCACGGCGGUCCAGCGCCUCGGUGUCUGGCUCCCCCAGCGAUGGCGGGUUCAUCUCCUCGGAUGAGUAUGGCUCCAGUCCCUGCGAUUUCCGGAGUUCCUUCCGCAGUGUCACCCCGGAUUCCCUGGGCCACACCCCACCCGCCCGUGGCGAGGAGGAGUUGAGCAACUAUAUCUGCAUGGGCAGCAAGGGGGCCUCCACCCUGACUGCACCCAAUGGUCACUACGUCUUGUCGCGGGGCGGCAAUGGCCUCCGCUACGUCCCUGGAGCUGGCUUGGGCACAAGCCCCGCCCUGGUUGGAGAGGAAGCAGCCAGUGCUGCAGAUCUGGAUAAUCGGUUCCGGAAGAGGACUCACUCAGCUGGCACAUCCCCUACCAUUUCCCACCAGAAGACCCCAUCCCAGUCCUCAGUGACUUCCAUCGAGGAGUACACAGAGAUGAUGCCUACCUACCCGCCAGGAGGUGGCAGUGGAGGCCGACUGCCCGCCUACCGGCACUCCGCCUUUGUCCCCACCCACUCCUCCUACCCGGAGGAGGGUCUGGAAAUGCACCCCUUGGAGAGGUGCGGGAGCCACCACCAUCACCGACCAGAUGCCUCCACCCUCCACACUGAUGAUGGCUACAUGCCCAUGUCCCCAGGGGUGGCCCCAGUGCCCGGCAGCCGCAAGGGCGGUGGGGACUACAUGCCCAUGAGCCCCAAGAGCGUGUCUGCCCCACAGCAGAUCAUCAACCCCAUCAGACGCCAUCCUCAGAGAGUGGACCCCAAUGGCUACAUGAUGAUGUCCCCAAGUGGCAGCUGCUCUCCUGACAUUGGCGGUGGGCCCAGCAGCGGCAGCAAUGCCCCACCUUCUGGGAGCAGCUUUGGGAAGCUAUGGACAAAUGGGGUAGGGGGGCACCACCCUCAUCCCCUGCCUCACUCCAAAGCACCCUUGGAGAGCAGUGGUGGCAAGCCCUUGCCUUGCGCAGGUGACUACAUGAACAUGUCGCCAGUGGGGGACUCUACCACCAGCAGCCCUUCUGAUGGUUACUAUGGCCCUGAGGACUCCCAGCACAGGCCGAUCCUCUCCUACUACUCGUUGCCAAGGUCCUUUAAGCACAGCCAGCGCCCAGGGGAGCCAGAGGAGAGUGCCCGCCACCAGCACCUCCGCCUUUCCACAAGCUCUGGUCGCCUCCUCUAUGCCGCUACUGCAGAAGAUUCUUCCUCCUCCACCAGCAGUGACAGCCUGGGAGGGGGAUACUGUGGAGCGAGGCCGGAGCCUGGCCACCCGCAUCUCCACCAUCAGGUCCUGCAGCCCCAUCUGCCUCGGAAGGUGGACACGGCUGCUCAGACCAACAGCCGCCUCGUCCGGCCCACGAGGCUAUCCCUGGGAGAUCCCAAGGCCAGCACCUUACCUCGGGCCCGAGAACAGCAGCCGCAGCAGCAGCAGCCCCUGCUGCACCCUCCAGAGCCCAAGAGCCCAGGGGAAUAUGUGAAUAUUGAAUUUGGGGGUGAUCAGCCUGUAUACUUGUCUGGCCCGGUGGCUUCUGUCAGGUGCCUGUCCCAGCUCCAGCCAGCUCCUAGAGAGGAAGAGACUGGCACCGAGGAAUACAUGAACAUGGACCUGGGGCCUGGCCGGAGGGCAGCCUGGCAGGAGAGCACUGGGGUCGAGAUGGGCAGGAUGGGCCAGGCACCUCCCGGGGCUGCCAAUGUGUGCAGGCCAACCCGGGCUGUGCCCAGUAGCCGGGGAGACUACAUGGCCAUGCAGAUGGGGUGUCCCCGUCAGAGCUAUGUGGAUACCUGUCCAGUGACCCUUGUCAGCUAUGCUGACAUGCGGACGGGCAUUGCUGCAGAGGAGGUGAGCCUUCCUGGGGCCACGGCGGCUGCUCCCUCCUCUUCCUCUUCCUCAGCAGCUGCUGCUUCCCCCACGGGGCCUCAAGGAGCAGCUGAACUGGCUGUCCGCUCUUCUCUGCUGGGGGGCCCACAGGGACCUGGGGACAUGAGCGCCUUCACCAGGGUAAACCUCAGUCCCAAUCGCAACCAGAGUGCCAAAGUUAUCCGGGCGGACCUGCAAGGGUGCCGGAGGAGGCAUAGCUCGGAGACCUUCUCCUCGACGCCCAGUGCCACCCGGGUGGGCAACACAGUACCCUUUGGAGGGGGAACCGUAGCAGGGGCAGGCAGCGGUGGUGGCAGCAGCAGCAGUGAGGAUGUGAAACGCCACAGUUCUGCCUCCUUUGAGAAUGUGUGGCUGAGGCCUGGGGAACUUGGGAUCACCCCCAAGGAGCCGGCCCAGGUGUGUCGGGCCACUGGGGGGCUGGAGAAUGGUCUUAACUACAUAGACCUGGAUUUGGUCAAGGACUUUAAACAACACCCUCAAGAGUGCCCCCCUCAACCGCAGCCACCUCCACCCCUGCCCCCACAUCAGCCCCUUGGCAGCAGUGAGAGGAGCAUGGCCAGCCGCUCUAGUGAGGAUUUAAGCACCUAUGCCAGCAUCAGUUUCCAGAAGCAGCCAGAGGACCUCCAGUAGCUCAGCUGGACAUCACAGCAGGUGCGUUUCAUGAAUGAAGACCUACAUGACCUCAGCAAAACCUCCUUAAACUCAUGGGUACCCAGACUCUAAAUAUUUCAUGAUUUACAACCAGGACCUCACAUGCUCCCCUCCAUAGAUGGUACGAUGCAUCCGUUUCAGUUUGUUUACUUUAUACAAUCCUCAGGAGUUCUUUGACUGAACUGCACGUUCUCUAUUGUGCCAAGCAAAAAAACACUGUGACACCGGAACAAUGAGUCUGCAUAAACUUCGUCUUCAACCUUAAGGACUUAGCUGGCUACAGUGAGCUGAUGUGCCCACCAUCACACCACGAGAGAAUGGGUUUACUCUCCGUGCAUUUGCAAGAUAUAUUUCAUCUGCUGCUGAAAUUGUGUACGAAAAAGCAUCGUUGUAAAUUAUUACAUACAGAACUGUUGGGUGGAGAGAGUAUUAAAUAUUUAACAUAGGUUUUUGAUUUAUAUGUGUAAUUUUUUUAAUUAAAAUGUAACUUCUUUUCUUACGGAACAUUUUUUUUUUUUUUUUUGGAUGUGGAACUGAGGUAUACAAUGUUUUGUUGUAAAGAGUGGAGCAAUGGCUUAAAACAAGGCUAAGAAGAGUAGAAUAGGGUACAAUCCUUGUUUUAAGAUUGUAAUUCAGAAAAAUAAUAUAAUAAGAAUCAUAGUGUCAUAGAUGGUUCUCAACUGUAUAGUUAUAUAUACUGAUGCUAUCUCCUGUAAUAUAAUCCUGAUGUUGAGAUGAGUUCCUUACAAGAAUUAAUCUUAAUUUUGUACUUUUCCUGUAAGACAAUAGGCCAUGUUAAUUAAACUGAAGAAGGAUGUAUUCUACUGGGUAUUCUCAAGUGUCAGCUUAAAAUUGGCAAUUGAGUGGAAGCAAAAUUAUAAGUAAAGGAAAUCAAAGUCUUCCUUGUGUAUACUGUAAAAAAGGAGACAUGGGUGAUCCCUUUAAAUCAAAAGCUCUCUUUGGAAUGAACAAUGUGGGUGUUUGUAAAUUCUGGAAAUUUCUUUCUAUUCAUAAUAAACUACAUACUGUUGA
Choloepus didactylus (southern two-toed sloth) is the source of this 4929-nucleotide messenger RNA. RefSeq names its product insulin receptor substrate 1 (gene IRS1). The transcript is spliced from 2 exons. Gene Ontology annotation, biological process: insulin receptor signaling pathway. Gene Ontology annotation, molecular function: phosphatidylinositol 3-kinase binding; insulin receptor binding. Bases 151 to 3876 code for a protein of 1241 amino acids. NCBI's taxonomy places the organism in Eukaryota, Metazoa, Chordata, Mammalia, Pilosa, Megalonychidae. Gene Ontology annotation, cellular component: cytosol; plasma membrane. The record is from RefSeq and is a predicted model, not a curated record.